UGGAAGUAGCUAGAAGACUUGGCCGUGAGAUUUUAAUUUUUUUUGCGGGGAUCACAGGGACCAUAGUCCAGGGAAACCAAGCUGGACCCGUGAGCCUGACAUGGAGCACGCGUGUAUCAUCGAGCUCGUUCCCGAGUCUGCCUCGUGCUUGCAGCAAGGCAAGAGCAGCCGACAUCCUGCAUGACAAGGCGCAGUGAACGAUGCCAGAAACCAUUCGUGGUAUCGAUUAAUCGAUUCAUCACCCAACCUAUUCUUUAAAACCUUUCUCAUCAUUCCCGGUCAAAACAUCUACUUCCGAGUUACACGCGAGUGGCCAGUGCGAGCCUCACCUCAUCACCGUCCAUAUAUUCGAGCUCCUCGCAACCGUUUCCUAUCUGGUAUCAUCUGUGUUAUUUGUUGGAAGCUUCAAAUAGCCUUGACUGUGCAAUCGGAACGAAAUAAUGCCUACUCCUCCUUCUAUGUCCAGACGGCCGACAACAUCCAAGUUGAGCCCUACCGAUAAACGCAUGGCACAGGAAACGGAUCCUAACACGCCUAAUACUCCAACUCGGAUCACGGUCCCUGGAACGAGCGAACUCGGGAAUUAUCGAGACGAACAAGAGAGGUUGCCACCGGUGGUUGAACUAUCUCCAUCGAACUCGCGUUCCCUGUCGCAUGACAUGGUGGAAUCUUCCUUGGUGGACGAAUCGAUACCACUUGCGGAGGGUUCGGACCUGGACGAUCUCUGGGCAACCAUAAGACAGAAGAAGGAGAAGAAGGUGGCGAAGGAGCAACCCAAAGUCCAAUCCUUGCGAGAGCCACAGGAAGGAGAAGAGGAAUUUUCGCAGUUAGAUGUUCCUGCUCCUGAGAUACCGCGAGAGUCACCCAAACCAGAUUCUUCGCAGAAGAGGGUCAGGAAACAGAAGUCAUUCACGAGUUUCCGUGAAUCGGCGGAUGGUCGGGAGCUCGUUGCUUUUAUAGAUGUGCAAGGAUGUGAAAAGCAAGAUGUUCACGUCAGUUAUCAACGGAACCGAUUGGUGGUUAGUUGGUUCUUUGUUGAGUGCACGGAGUGGGAAGAAGAUGGUUGUAUAGUCAGGGAGAGGGUAAUCAACAACUUUCAACGAGCUUUUCCUCUACCGGAAGGAACACGGUUCAAGGAAAUUCGGUGUGCUAUGAAUGGUCGACAUUUGGUCUUGAAGUACCCCAACAGCCGUUCGUUCAGAGUAGAGAAUGUUGCGUAUGAUAGUCGGGGAUCAGUGCGGUCUUGACUCUUCCUGAUAUCUGUGGCAUGAAUAAGUUAUUUUCAGUCACAUCUGCAGACCGUUGUACUUUUAUACUCUAUAGCUUGAACACUUCUCAUGCGUUGAAUUCAAUACGAUCUUCUGGGAUCGUUAAAUCAUCGGAUCA
Messenger RNA from Marasmius oreades (fairy-ring Marasmius), 1386 nucleotides. RefSeq lists its product as uncharacterized. The transcript has 3 exons. The record is from RefSeq and is a predicted model, not a curated record. NCBI's taxonomy places the organism in Eukaryota, Fungi, Basidiomycota, Agaricomycetes, Agaricales, Marasmiaceae. Bases 441 to 1247 code for a protein of 268 amino acids.